This is a messenger RNA of Hyaloscypha bicolor E, 2034 nucleotides long. RefSeq lists its product as uncharacterized. The record is from RefSeq and is a predicted model, not a curated record. The transcript is spliced from 2 exons. Bases 1 to 2034 code for a protein of 677 amino acids. NCBI's taxonomy places the organism in Eukaryota, Fungi, Ascomycota, Leotiomycetes, Helotiales, Hyaloscyphaceae.
AUGACCCCUCCUCGUCGUCGGUCCUCCAGACUUCGAGGCAGCUCUGUCACCCCCAAAAAGCCCACCAACUAUGCCUCCAGUCGUCUCGAAUCUCUUACGGAACGCGAUGAGACUCCGACCUUCGGUGCGCAAUCGAAUCUCGAUGCCAUUGUCUCCUCGCCCCUUGCUCCUCGAACUCCGGCCACUGCGGGUCGUAUCAAGCCAUCUCUGGAAGAGAUGCAUCCGAGCAAGGUCCAUCACAGCACAACACAAGAGCCGGACUCUGGUCUGCGUCUUGGUUUUGUUGACAUUAAGGCGACCGGUCCGAAUCAACCUUCUGGAGUCGAGCAGCAGACACCAUCAAAGAUAUCCGCGCCGACCUUCGAUUUUAGAUUCGCUCAUCCUGCGCCCCAGCUUGGCCCCGAGGCCCAACGAAUGAUGGACGAGUUGCGUGAAGAGGCACUCAGAAUCAAAGUUAAGCUUGCGGCUGAACGAGAGGAGGAGAGGCGCGACUUGGGAGAAGAACGAGCUGAUGGUGUUAUUGGAGGUCGCAAGAUUGCGCAGCCGAAGGGAAAGGUUGGCCGAUUCAGUGAUGUUCACAUGGCGGAAUUUAAGAAGAUGGACUCGAUUGCUGGCCAUCCGUCUGCUUUCAGAGCACAGCCAGGACGAUUCACACCAAGUACAGCUAGUCUGAAGCGAUCCCCAUCAAAAGCCCAAUUGGAUGAUAGGGAGGAAUCCCAUAAGAAGGCUGGACAUGCCAGCGAGGAGGCUGAGCGAUUGGAGAACACUGUGCCAGCCAAGCGUGCAAGAAAGCGCGUUGAAGAUGAUACUUCCUCGGCCAGACCAGUUUCCACCGAAAAUAAGAAGGUCAUGCCAACGACUCCCACUAUUCCACGCUCCCAAUCGAGCUUUCUCUCGUCAAUCAGAACUCCUACGCAAGCCUCUUUGGCCCGCGCUGCGAGUGCCACGAAGCCUGCUACGCAGAUUCCAACCUUGUCUCGGUCCCCGUCUAAGCCAAACCCGAACCCCACGCCCAAGACCUUUACGAAAUCUGCAACCGCAAAUAAUCUUGCUAGCGCUCCGAAGUCCGAACCAAAGAGUCUUUUGCGUAGUCCUAGCAAAUUCGAUCGUGUUAAGUCCAUUCUCCGAUACCCGGGCUCGAGCGCAAAGAAGCCAAGUGUCAUGUCAACUGCCAUUCCCACGUUGUCUAGAAGCCCCAGCAAGCCCAACCUCGACAAGGUACUCCCUUCAGUUCCUUCUACUCCUGGUGGAAGCGGAACCUCGAAGAUCGCAAAGCAUGUCAACUUUACAACAGAUACUGUCAAUAAGCAUACCGCGACGGGACAGAACUCCCCUUCUCCAAUGAAGUCCGGCAUUCCUCGCUCGACAUCGAAGACCAACCUCAGAGUGAAGUAUCUUAGCGGUGCGAAACUUGAGGCCAACGUUCAGUAUCCAUCCAUCGCUGAUCAUUCCAGCUUGGAGAAUGAUGCAACUAAAGUUGAAUAUCCAUCUCUCGCUGGUGUCCAUCCACUUCCCGAGGCGCCUCGUCAAACCAUCUCAACACUUCCUCCUUCAGUACCUGGCACAUUCACGUUCCGCAGUGACCACACAAUCAGCUUCGGUGCCUCUCCAAAAGCAUUCGGUUCAUCUCCAGGUCAAGCUAGCGUACGUCAAGUCCGUCAGAGUAUUCUUCCUCACAACAUGCCAGGUGCAUUUCCUGGUAACAAUAAGGAGAACUCUGAACCUCUUCCCGCUGUACCACACGGUAUGGCUAACCAACACGGUAUGGCUAACCAACACGGUAUGGCUAACCAACACGGUAUGGCUAACAAGAAGCGUCGCCGUGUUGACUCUGAUGAUGAGACCGAAGAGGAAAUCGAGCGUUCUCCGAAGAAGCACAAGACUGUGGUUGCUGAAGGCCAAAUGCUUAUGGCUCCCAACUUGCAAGCAGACAAGAUGACUCCCAAAUCUAAGGUUCAAAGCCCAGCCAAGAAGAAGGGCGUCCUGAGUCUUAGUCGUCUGAAUAUGCUGGCUCGACCAAAGAUGCGGAAGUGA